UUGUUGGGACUAGACUGGUUCCGAGCAUUGGGCAUGGGAGUGACUGGCAUCUACAGAAAUGAUUUUAACCUAAAGGACACACUCAUGGACGAAUUCGAAGAUGUUUUCAAGGACUGCCUGGGCAAGUACAAGGGGACCCCUAUCUCUUUCAAUUUAGACCCCCAGGUAGCCCCCAUACGGUUGAAAGCAAGGAGGGUCCCUUUUGCCCUUAAACCCAAGAUUGACAGGGAGAUAGACAAACUAGUCAGUCAGGGGAUACUAGUGCCAGUCGAUCAUGCAAAGUGGGAGACGCCAAUCGUCACCCCAGUGAAACCAGAUGGGUCAAUUAGAAUCUGCGCUGAUUACAAGGCAACUUUAAACAAAGCCUUGCAAAAAAGCGCUUACCCGGUCCCAGUGGUGCAACACUUGCUGCACUCGCUGGGGCAAGGGCACACAAUUGUGACUCACCGAGGUGCUUUCAAGUGUACCCGGUUACAGUUUGGGGUGAGUGUGGCACCUGGGCUAUUUCAAAAUUUAAUGGAGCGACUUCUGCAAGGGCUCCCGGGGGUGGUCCCCUAUUUUGAUGAUGUAUUGGUAUCAGCCCCACUGUUGGGGUUACUGGCUGGCGACCGCCCAACGCCUGUGGCACUCUCGCCCCGAUUGACCCGAUGGACUAUCUUUUUAGCCGCCUACUCCUAUAAACUGCAGCAUCGGCCAGGAAAGGAGUUGGGGCAUGCGGACGCGUUAAGCAGAUGCCCACUGUCAGGGGCGAUCGAGGACCCCACUCCGAGGACGCCCAUACUGUUAAUUGACUCUCUGGACUCUGGCCCAGUCACGUCUAAGGAGGUGGCUCGGGCGUCAUACCGGGACAUUACUUUGAGAACUGUAAUCAGUUGGGUCCAAAGAGGGUGGCCCGCUGCGUUGGGCGAGCGUUUCAAAGAAUUUGUCAAGAAAAGCGGGGAAUUAUCGGUGCAAGGGGGGUGCCUGCUCUGGGGGGAUAGGGUGGUAGUUCCAGAGAAAUUGAGGGGAAAAGUUCUGGAACUUCUGCACGAAGGUCACCCUGGGAUCGUGAGAAUGAAGGGUUUAGCUAGAAGCUAUGUGUGGUGGCCCCUAAUGGACAAGGAGAUUAGCGACAAGGUUGGCAAAUGCCAAAGGUGCCAGGAGUCCAGACCACUACCACCAACGGCCCCAGUCCGGGAGUGGGAGAAACCCCAAGGCCCUUGGUCCCGUAUACACAUAGACUUCGCGGGCCCCUUCCAUGGCCAAACGUUUCUAAUAGUGGUGGAUGCAUUCUCCAAAUGGCUGGAGAUCAUCCCAAUGAAAUCCACAACCGCUGAAGCUGUCAUUUCAGCACUAAGGCACCUCUUCGCUACGCACGGGCUGCCGGACACUCUCGUGUCAGACAAUGGGCCACAAUGGCAGCAACAGAAAAAAGAUGGCAUUAAGCCAGCCCCCCACUUCUAG
Molecule: messenger RNA, 1443 nt
Organism: Ahaetulla prasina
Lineage: Eukaryota; Metazoa; Chordata; Lepidosauria; Squamata; Colubridae
Exons: 4
Biological process (GO): DNA integration
Molecular function (GO): nucleic acid binding
Source: RefSeq, a predicted model, not a curated record